This is a messenger RNA of Centropristis striata (black sea bass), 2609 nucleotides long. Its product is annotated as coiled-coil domain-containing protein 148-like. The transcript is spliced from 15 exons. The record is from RefSeq and is a predicted model, not a curated record. Bases 56 to 1858 code for a protein of 600 amino acids. Lineage: Eukaryota; Metazoa; Chordata; Actinopteri; Perciformes; Serranidae.
GUUCAGAGGUACAGAGGGAUAGCACAAGGCCCUGUGAGCUCUACUCUCUCUAGUGAUGAGUGGAAGGGAUCUGCAUACGUUCAUCACAAGCUACAGAGCAGAAGAUGUAGAAAAACUGACACUGCGGAUGAAAAAUGGUCUUGGCAGCUCAAGGUACAAACCGGCUGAAUACAAAAGACUACAAGCGAUUGUUGAUGCCAAACGCCUGGAGUCUGAUCUAAUUGGAUUAAAGGUUCAAAAGACUCGUUGUGCAGCCAAGGCAACCAAGGAAAGCUCCAUAUUACGGCAGCACAGACAGGUGUGGAGCAGAGAGUGCCCCAGGCUGCAAAAGGCUGAGGAGAAGGCUGAGAUUGACAUCCAAGAUUUUCUGGAGCAGAUCAGGCCAAAUGAUAGAGCAGAUACUGCCAUCUUCUCACUCCAAGAUUAUGAGCGGCUCCUGGAGAGGGACCGGGAGGCAUUCAGGAUAGCCACAGUGGAGCCUGUUUAUCAGCUCAAAGAUGACCUGUGCUUCAGACUGGCUGAAGAACAUCAGCAGCCCACGGAACAUCGAUCAAACUUGGAACAAGUAGUACAACAGAUAAACUUAGUGAAGGACCAGCAAGAUGAUAUAACUGCAAAACUUCAUGCAGAGCAUGUGGCCUUGGAGGAGGAGAUCAUUAGCCUCGACUUAGAGAAAUAUCUUACUAAUGCUUUAGAUAGUCUGGUGAACAUAGAAAACAUUCCAGAGGAGGUUUUGGAUUCAGACUGCCCUUACCCAGAGCUUAAGGACUCCCUGAUCCAGGCCUUCCACUCCCUGUCAGAAAGGUACCGGGGCAGGGUUCACAGUCUCCAAGAUCAACUGCAGAGAACCGACAGGUUCUGUGGCUGGUGUGAAGAUGACCAUCAACGCCUCCAGUUCACUUUGUCUCAGUACACUCGGGACAUACCCAACCACAGGACACUCUACGUGGACAUGCUGCAACGACUCUUCCCUGAGAAAACUAGACAAGAGCUGAUGGAGCAUGAACGUUUGUGGGACUGGCAGCGCUUCACCCAGGCACAGCUGAGAGUAGUGACCCAGCAGUGUCAGCGGGACCAGGAGGAGCUGCUGGCCAGAGCCCUGGUCACCCUGCAGGAGGCCAAACAUGCCCACCAGGAGGAGCUGGAGCUCCACAGAGGCCGCCAGCACCAGCAGGACAUCUGCUCACAUCUCAGAGAGAAGCUGCAGCAGUGGCGGGCCCAGCAGGAGGAGGUGGCGAAGCUGGAGGCAGCUAUAGCGGCAAGACAACAAGAGGAGGAAGAGUCGAGGCUGAAGAGGGAGCAGGAGAAGGAGUCAGCCGUCAGAUCACAGCAGAAAGAAAAAGUCAGACAGUUUUAUUUAAAGCAGCAGACGAGGAGGGAGAUGCUGGAGCGGAGGGAUCAAGAGAGACUCGCUAAUCUGAGGAGCCUCAUGGAAGAGCAGGCGAGCCGAGAUAAAGAGAGGGUGCAGUUUCGGGCAGAUAUGUUGAAGCAGCGAAGGGAGGAGAGAGAGGCGCGGGAGCUUGAGCGGCAGAGAGAAGAGGAAGAGAAACAGAAUCGUCUGGAAGUCCUCAGAAAGCAGGUAGCAGUGGUGGCAGAGACAGACCCAGAGAGGAUGAUGGCAGAUACAGAGGCUUGGAGGAGUCGGCACUUGAAUGUAAAGGAGUUUGAGCUGCAGAGACCUCUCUACAGUAUUAACACGUACACAGACACACAGAUCGUGUCUGAUCCAAGAGUGCGGGUUGAGCAGGCUCUGCGGGAGGCUGGUCUGCACCACAGCCGGUAUGCCAAAGAGGUUUUGUCUGUUAUCACGCCCCUGAAACCACCUAGACGAGAUACCAAAUCCAUAGUUAAAUUCUGACUUGGGGCUUCUUCAAGUCCAACCCUUAUUCUGCUAUUCAGCAUUAUAUUAAAGUGGAACUAUUACGCUAAUGUUUCAGGUUCAUACUUGUAUUUUGGGUUUCUACUUGAGCAUGUUUACAUGCUUUAAUGUUCAAAAAACAUCUUGUUGUCCUUUUAUUGUCCAUGUACACACCUGUAUUCACUGUCUGUCUGAAACGAUCUGUUUUAGCGCCUGUCUCUUUAAGCCCCCCUACCAAAUGAGCCUUUUCUGCUUCGAUUGGUCAGCUUUUCCGAGUCUUCUGCAUUUGCACUCUAAGCAUCUCUGCACCAUCAUUGCAGCCGGGGAAUGACUGUAAGGGCACUAUAGGGGCACUUUCUACCCUUAUGUGCAUGGUAUUUGGUUGUAGUAAUUGUGACAAGUGCUGUUUAGCGAUUAAAAUAAUGAAUCUAAUUACAUGCAUUGUGAUUAAUUAAUGCAUAUUAAUCCCAUAUGUCAAUAUUUGCUGUGAGAAGCAUUUAAAAAUAUUCAUAUGACAUAAACUGUUCAACAUCUCUGUUAUUUCUCGUACAUCAGUCUGCUUUUAAACGCUUUGGCGUGACUGCUCGCUCAGUUUAGUGUCAUGUGGGCUGUGCUAGGGCUGACCUCUGGGCUAGCUGCUAAGUGCUUUGCAUUGAGGUGAUAGUUCAGGCUUCAAGUUCUCCAAUGGUAUGGAAAUUAUUUACUGCAGAUGUUGCAAAAACACUGCUGCUAACAGUUCUAGCUGGGUGUU